GCUUGGCGUAAUGUGUAUUCAAUAUGUAGUAGUGUUCACCAAAGAUGGAAACUUUUAAAAGUUUUUGGAUAACAAUCGUAGUGGUUUUGAGUUUCGGAGUUGCAGUAGUGGCAGGCCAAAAUGGACUGUUGAGUGCUCGCUGUGCCGCGCGAUGUCUUACUGAACAUAAGGACAGUUUACGAAAGGGUUCUGACCGCAACAACCACAGAAAAUUCAUGAUUGACCGAUGUAAAAACCACCACCAGUGUUAUCAGUGUAUGAAGCCAUGCGCAGUCACAGAAAAUGAAUUAAAAAAGCACAAUUGUAACAGUUUCUGCGAGGCCAGUGAGACGGAGUGUCAGAGCUCGUGUGAGUUCCUUCACUACACAUACCUUUACAAGCCGGGGGAUUGUCCCCGCCCCGAGUCAGCUGCAGGGUUCGAGGCCGUAUGUCUGGCAUCAUGUCGCGCAGACAGCGACUGCCCGGAGGAGACCAAGUGUUGUCCAAACCUGUGUGGAUAUGUCUGCCGGAAACCAGACUUCUCCAAGCAUCCCCUCCCACCUGUUCCAAUGAACCUGAUGUUUGAAGAGCGUCGUCAAGGGAGGUCACUCUAUGUGAGCUGGGACGUUUCCCGCGGGUCGGGGGCAUUUCCCAGUGACAGUGACAGUCCUCAAGGGUCUAGUAUGGUACCAAGUGAUGAUUUUGUGAAGUCACCUACUGGUGGUUCCCAGCAUCUGGUGCCGGCAAUCAGAGCUGGUUCCCGUAGGCGAAGUCCAGUACCCAGCGUUGAAGUGUUUGUACUGGAGAGAAUGAACACAACCAGUCUGCGUCCUGUCUGGCCAGAUGACCACCCCUGGACAGUCACUGCCAUUACACUUCAAUCGAGCCAUCUGCUGUCCCCGAUGCAUGCAGGUCACUGGUACAAGUUCCGUGUCGCCAUGGUAACACCCAGUGGUUCCCGUGGUUACUCCCAGCCCUCCACACCAUUCAAGUCCUCCAGACGUGUGGGUAAGGCCAUGCCCCCCCAGAACAUCACAGAGGGGGCAACCACACUGAGGAAGGGACUGGUGGACGUCACAAUACACUGGGCCCCUCCACGAUACUCGGACCUGCCUGUUUGGAGAUACUGUGUGACCUGGAGUGAGCGUUUAAAUCGAGUCAGCCCUAUCCUGAUACGUAUCCCAGUUCUUGAGAAAGUACUCCCGGGGAAUGUUUUAGAGUUCAAGUUAAAGAAGUUGAAGCCAGGGACCACGUACCAUAUUCAGAUUGAAGCAAUAGUGAAGAUGGGUAAUCGAGAGUUGACAAGCAACAAGGCUUCCAAGUACAUCACUACCUAUGCCCCACCCAACAUGAAACAAGAUCAAACUGAAUUGUAUUCGGUUGGUCAGUCAGCCAGUUUUGUUGACGAUAAUUCAGACCACAGUGAGCAAGUGUAUGGGCUAUAUGCUGAUAUCGUCCAGGUAGAGGGACUGACCGUUGUGGAUGACCAGCCUUAUUUUGACCGUGGCUCACUUAAAGCUCAGCUUAAGUGGCAGGUUGGGGAAGAUUUCCGUACGCUGGUGAAGAGUUUUAUGAUAUUCUGGAUCCCUCGAUCAUGUGACCAGGAGUAUGCAGUGCCUAAGCCAUACUCCGCUACCUCAGAUGUGCCAAGUUUUGAGAUCUACGACCUCCAAUACGAGUGCCAGUACAUGGUUCGUGUAAGUGCUGUGACCAAGUCAGGGGUGCAGGGAAAACCUGCGGAGAUACGACUACGCACGCCAAUCUGUGGCAAAAUACACGUCAAGGGAAACAGUCUGCCGCCAGAAUGUCCUGAUAGAGUGUCCCAAGUCCCCAACAGCCCGCGGCAGGUGAAGCCAAGUAUCAAGAAGCGAAACUGUUCUGUGGACAUCGAGUUGUCAUGGAAACACCCACGCUCUGAUGCACCAAUAGCCUCCUACCUCAUAACCUACGAGAUGACAGAUGACUUUAAAACUCUCCGUGUCAACACAGACGGGGCUGUGUAUAAACAAAGACCCCGCGAGAUUACACUGAAAAAGGUUCGUAAGCAUGUGAUACAUGGACUGCGGCCAGGCGAGGUCUACGUUAUCAAGGUCCACGCUGUCUCCCCCGUCGGUGUUGGCACGCCUGCCUUCGUGGAAAUAUUAACACCCCGUAUACUACCCUGCGGCUCAGAUAAAGACCCAGAACCCCCGGACAAACCCCUAUCCACCCAGCCACCGCCAGUAUUUAAUGUUACUGUAUAUAGCUCAACAGAGGGCAGCACCAAUCUCAUCUCCAGGGAAACUGUUACUAUGAAUAGAAACUCUAUAAAUAGCACUAUGCAAUACUCUACAAUACCAAAAAAUGUCUCAGAGAUUGUCCACAUUGAUAUAUUUAGAAGAUUUUAUUACAUGUUUUAUUUUUUCUCAGUGUUAUUUUCAAAUUCUUGACACAGGGUUGUUUAAUGCUUAAUAAUAUGUCUAAAUUAAUGUAUGUAAUGACAAUGUGAUGUAUAUGUUUUGUAAUGUGAUAUAGAUUGACUUAAUUUUGAUGAUGUAUACAUAUGUAUGGGAUCAAAUUCAAAUAGGGCAAGUUUUGACAAUAAUAUACUUUAAUGGUAUAGAAAUAAAAAAUGACUAUGUAUUUCUGAAGGUAAUGCACCAGUCAACUGUAACCUCGGCUCCCCCAGGUCGAGGAUACCGGGGACUUUGACUUUAGGUCCAGCCAAGCAUUGGUAAAAUGCCUGCCCUGCGGGGACGAACUGCUGGUAAAAUCUCUGCCAAAUGCCUCCACACCCCAGGAACCCUAGGCAAGGCGCAUUUCCCACUAUUUUUGGUGUGAAGACAAAACCAUGGCAUUGACCCGGCACUGCGGGGCACCUGGAAGGUAAAACAGGGCUCAUUUCCCCGGCUAUCCCCGGUAUACCCCCAGACCUGGGGGAGCCGUGGUAACAAUUGACUGGAGCAUAAAUGACUGUGUAUUUAUUUUUUUAGAAAACAGACAGUAUUAUAUAUACUGAAGGAAAACUGACUGUAUAUAGUCAUGUAUUUCUGAGGGAAACAAACUGUCUUUUUCUGAGGGAUUCUGGCUGUGUAUUUCUGUAAAUUUUAUUGAUACUGUGUAUCAUGCAGCUUUUAUGGACAUAUAUUUCUAACUUGAGGGAGUUCCUAAUUCCCUAGUGCCAAGCCUCUAUUGUAAGAUCUUAAACUGCACCCUAAACCUGAUUCUUUGGGUCAAAGGUCGUAGACCACUUGAUAUUCUAAGUUGAGGACAUUGAGGAACACAGAUUUAAUCACAUUAAAAAUUAACCUCAGAGGAACGUGUGAUAGAACUAUGCCCAAUGGUCAUAAAGGGCUUUGUAAUUAAGCUGCAUUCUCACAGAUUGAUCAUUUUAACUACUUUUUUUUAUUUCUUGUUUUGCAAUGAGCCAAUUUUUGUGUAAAUGUCUAAAAACCAGUGAUAUAAGAAGGCUGACUAAAAACUAGAUCACAGUUUUUCAUGUUUAUGAUCGAAAAAUGAUGUUUUAUGGCUAAAAGCAUUCCUAACGCAUAAAGAAAAUGAAAUUUUCGAGCGAUUUUGAAUAGAUGUGAUCUGUUCUAUUGUAAGUAAUCUUUUAUGACUGACUUUAAGGCGUUGAUGCCAAAUCAGCUGAUUCUGAGUAAAAAGUAUUUAAAAUGUCAAAACUAUUAAUCUGUGCUUGUGCAACUUAAAGAUGCAGCCUGUGACUUCUUUCAAUAAAAAAAGAAAGAAAUAUUUUUCAUACCAUAUACAUUUAUAUUUUUAUAUAUUUUUUAGUUCAUCCUUUAGUUUAGAAAAAAACUUGAGGUAUUGUCAUAUCCUUGAUGUAGUUGUUGUCGUCAGGGGCAACUUCAGCCUCAUCACUGUGCAUAAACUUCUUCUUUGCCAUAACUAAUAAGGCGUUAAUGAUAUGCAAAUGAAACUUGGUAUAAACAUGUCAACAGAGACAGUUUGAACAUUUAUGCCAAUACCCGUAACUCUGGCUUUAAUAAUUGACAACAGUUUACUGAUGCCCAAGUUAUGCCCCUUGUUUCACUGAAAAAUCAGACAAUUGUGGGCAUUCCCUCUGCAGCGCUGUUGUUUUUCAUGAAAAAAUAUGUUGUGGUUUUUUUUAAAUGUCUAAGCUUAUGACAAUUAUGUCUCGGAACAAGGGAAGUUAUCAAAUGUUAUUACAAAAUAUUAUUACAAAAUCAUUAUUACAAAAUAUUUAUUGCAAAAACAUUAUUACAAAAUAUUACUGGUAUUGCAAAAACAUAAGUACAAAAUAUUAUUGCAAAAACAUUAUUACAAAAUAUUAAUACAAAAUAUUAAUACAAAAUAUUUAGUCAAAAACAUUAUUACAAAAUAUUAUUGCAAAAACUUUAUUACAAAUGUUAUUUCAAAAAACAUUAUUACAAAAUAUUAUUGCAAAAACAUUAUUACAAACAUUAUUACAAAAUAUUAUUGCAAAAACAUGAUUCCAAAUAUUAUUACAAAAUAUAAAUACAAAAACAUUAUUACAAAAUAUCAUUAGGGUAGCAAUAACAAUGUAAAAAAAUAAUUUCAUGCGGUAUAUUAAAGUGAUAUGUCAUUUUAAAGGUUACAUCAUUACAAACUCAAAUAUGCACAUUUUUUUUAAAAUCCACCAAUUUUUGACAGAAUUAUGGCCCUUUUAAUUUUACAUUUUUAUCAAUUUUUCUGCCAAAAUAGGUCAAAUUCAAAACUUCGGAAUGUAAAUGAAAUAAAUAAUGUAAAACAACACAUUUUGUUAAUUUUCUAUAAAUUUAAUACACAUUCCUAAAUAUCAGAACUUAAACAAUGUUUUAAGCAAAUUAUUUCACGUUAAAAAAAUGAUGAAAAAACGUCCAUUUUUAAGAAAUUUUAAAAAUGCCGUAUAUUUUGAAGAAUGAGCUAGCAAAAAGGUAAAAGUCAAAGAACAUUUACAUUCUUCCAUUCACUGCUUGACUGUUGCAUUUUUACUAUUAAUAGUAUUAUAAAAAGGAAGAUUAAAGGCAAACAAAAAAUUAGUUGCCAUGGUAACCAUUCAAUAAAAAUACAAAAAAAAUGCUUUAAACAUCUUUUUUUGUUAAAAAGGAGAAGUAUGUAUAUCUUGCAUUGAUUUGCCUGACAAUUGUAAAAAAGGUGAACUUCAACCCAUCUAGCAAUUCUAAAUAUUUCAAUAUAAGUAUGAGAUUGUCAGCAAUUUUCAAGGUAAAUUAUAAAUAUAAUUGUAUACAAAGUAUGACCAAAUGAAUAAAAAAUAACAGAAAUAUUUCACUGACUGAAGCGGACAUGCUAAAAAAGUAUCACAUUGAAAAUACUAAGGUUUUCAGACAACAAUUACAGUUUCCUAAGAAAACUAGACUCUAGUUACCAUGCCAAUUGUUUAAAGUGACACUCUUAUUCAAUAUCAAUGCAUACACAUGUAUAACAAACAUAUACUUUGACUGUAAACCCUUUAACAACUUACUUAAUAAUUUAUCUAUGGAAAAUAUUUAGUACUGAUAACAAGAUUGUAACCGUGUAUUUAAUAGCUGAAAACGCAAAAAUAUUAAAUGAUUGGUGAAUGCUUAAAGAUUUACUGUGAUCUACUAUGAUCUCAAAUGGUAGAAAUACUGUCUUUUAUGCACAUUUCCUUCCAGUAAAAAUAGGUAUCCUUCAUUAGAACCAUUGUUUUCAACAUUUAGUCAUCCUUUUUGGAAUAAUAAAACAUAAGUAUUAAUUGUGGUAAAUCUUAUGUGUGAGUAAGAGUGCAUCUUUAAAAAAACUGACUUUUUUUUUAAAUUGACAUGGAAACUAUAAACACGAAUAAUACCGGUUACUGUUUAAUCACUCAAAAAAUGAAAGAACUGUUCAUGCUGUACAGGGGUAUUUGAAAGUGUAAAAAAGGAUGUUAUGUUGUUAUUGCUAAUUUAGGGUAGAAUACCAGUGUUACCUUAAGCUUCAACUUAAUUAUUAAGUAUUUUUAUUUAUACUUAUUCUGUAUAUAUAUAUAUAUUAUGGACAAACAGAGUAGCUUGUUAAAGUGACUAUGGUAAUAUUUUGAUUCCUAAGGAAUCCAGUCGAGGCCAAAUAUUUGAUUUUGUUUUAGACUUUUUUGCACCCACAAAAUGAUGAAUGCUUGUCUUAUUGUUAUUUUUUAACAAGUCUGUAAAAUAAGCGGUUUAAUCUUAUCUUCAGCAAAUAACUUGUUGUAAUUUUUUUUAAGAGUUAUUUAAAUCAGUUCAACAAUGUACCAUUCAACUUUGUUUAUGUGCGACAAUUAAUGUAUAACUCUUGUAAUUAGCAAUUUGAGUGUAUUAAGAAAUGUAUUUCUCAGAAUAUUGAGUGAAUUGUUCAGACCUUUAUUGAAGUUAAAAAAAUUGUAAAUAGCAUUGUUGCUUACUUUUUAGUGUGAAAUAUUUUAUGAUGUGCUCAAAUAUUUAAAUAAAAGACUUAGGGCAUCCGAAACUGUUGCCUCAAAACUUGUAUAAUCAACUGCAGAUCUAUAUGAUUUAUAAAAAGCUUUUUUUACUUUCUUCUUUUUUUUGUCAAAAAUUUAAAGGCAAAAAUGAACAGAUGAAGAAAUGUAGAAAAUUUAACAUUAGAGAGGUUUGGAAACACUAUGUGGACAGCUAACUACAGCUAAAUUCCAGAACUCACGAGGUCUCAAAAUCAGACACAAUUUGUCAGUGAAUACCAAGAUGUGUUUAUUGCAGCAACAGACAGUUUUUAGAGUUUAGAACUAUGCCAAUAUUAAAACAUAGUAUACCCGUAUAUAGUUAAAAGGUUGGGCUACAUAUGAAAAGGAGAUACAAUGUACAUAUUAUAUGAAAACAAUUAUUGAUUUCAGCCACUGGAGCCAGUACAUAAAAACAAUUUUUCAUUGUUAAAUGCCAGACGUCCGUCCGUCCAUUACCAUUAGGGCAAGCUUGUUUUCUCUCAAUAUUUUUCUCUCAAUAUCAUAAGCAUAACCCCCCCCACACACACACACACACACACACACACAAACACACACCAAAAAAAAUGUUUGUUUCCAGUUUACACCAGACCCUAGAUUUGUAAUUGUUAUCAGACAAAUUUGUACUGACUUGUGUUGUGUUUUCCUUUUGGAAUAUAUUUUUUAUAUUUUUUGCAUGGGAAAUAAUCUUGACAAAAUUUUGACUUUACCAUAUAUUUUUGGGCAGUGAAACCGUAAACACAUUUUUUGGAGGCCUUUAUUUUUUCACAAAUUUGUUCUGUGAACUACAGCAUGGUUUAAAAUACGCAACAUAGGAUUUUUCAUACAUUUUGCUCAUCUGUUUUUCAGACUUUUUUUUAAUUCUAACAUUGAAAGUGUUUCAAUAUUAUUAUAUACAUAUAUAUUAUAUUUUCAUUAAUGGAAUGGAUUAAUUUUUUUUUGUCAUUUAUGCAAUUGCUUUUCUGAAUAUGAUUUUUAUCUCAGACUUGUGCCCAGUCUACAUUCAAAUGUGAGACCAGUCUACAUUCAAAUGUGUGCCCAGUCUACAUUCAAAUGUGAGACCAGUCUACAUUCAAAUGUGUGCCCAGUCUAUAUUCAAAUGUGAGACCAGUCUACAUUCAAAUGUGUGCCCAGUCUACAUUCAAAUGUGAGACCAGUCUACAUUCAAAUGUGAGACCAGUCUACAUUCAAAUGUGUGCCCAGUCUACACUCAGAUUCGAGACCACUGUACUCCACUGAAUACAAUAACUCAACCUCUGUUUACAAUGGUGCUAUAAGCUAUUGAUGUCUUAUUAUUAUUGCAUAAUGUUUGUGUUUUACAUGGAUUAUAAGUCAUGAAAUGGCAUUACCUGUGCAUUCAUGUAAUCAUUUGCCAUAUUGUUAAGUAUUUGUAUUGUUAUAUUAUGUUUACCAAAAUAUGCCAAAUAUAAGCCAAUAAAUAUUAAAAUUG
Mya arenaria is the source of this 7844-nucleotide messenger RNA. RefSeq names its product anosmin-1-like. The record is from RefSeq and is a predicted model, not a curated record. The transcript has 18 exons. Gene Ontology annotation, molecular function: protein binding; peptidase inhibitor activity. The coding region runs from base 45 to 2408 and encodes 787 amino acids. Gene Ontology annotation, cellular component: cell surface; extracellular region. NCBI's taxonomy places the organism in Eukaryota, Metazoa, Mollusca, Bivalvia, Myida, Myidae. Gene Ontology annotation, biological process: neuron differentiation.